AUGGGUGUUCAAAAUGCUGCCACGGAUCUUCCCGCCAUGAAAUCAAACCCAAAGUUCAUAUUCUUUACCGACUUUGACGGCACCAUCACUCAGCAGGACAGCAAUGACUUUCUGACCGACACAAUUGGCUACGGCCAGGCCAAGCGCCGCGAGGGCAACAUUGCCUGCUUGAACGACGAAAUCUCCUUCCGCGACUCUUUCCAAGACAUGAUGGAUAGCGUCACCCGCCCAUACGACCAGUGCAUCCAGUACGUCGUUGACAACAUCAAGCUGGACCCUGGUUUUGCGCAAUUCUUCCAGUGGAGCUUGGAGAACAACAUCCCUGUCGUUGUUCUCAGCUCAGGAAUGGAGCCCAUCAUCAAGGCGCUGCUGAAGAAGUUGGUCGGACCUGAUGCCGAGAAGAUGCAGGUUCUCGGUAACCAGGUCGGUCCUAGGGAAGGCAAGGACAUCAACGAGGAGGGCGGUUGGACCAUCCUCUUCAGGAACCCAGAGUCAGGCUUUGGACACGACAAGUCUAUCGAGCUCAGGAAAUAUUCGUCGCUGCCCGAAGACCAGAGACCGACUAUGUUUUACGCCGGUGACGGUGUGUCAGACCUGUCUGCUGCACGCGAGACCGAUCUGCUGUUUGCAAAGAAGGGUCAUGAUUUGAUCAAUUACUGCGCAAGAGAGGACGUACCUUUCACCGUGUUCGAGGAUUGGACGAACAUUCUGUCAAAGUGCAAGGAAAUCGUUGAGGGCAAGACCACCGUGCAACAGGCCUCCAAAGAAGGUUUCGAAGCCUACAAGAGCGGUGCUGCUGGUAUCGACAUAAAUCAGACGGCGUAA
Ascochyta rabiei is the source of this 825-nucleotide messenger RNA. RefSeq lists its product as uncharacterized. NCBI's taxonomy places the organism in Eukaryota, Fungi, Ascomycota, Dothideomycetes, Pleosporales, Didymellaceae. Gene Ontology annotation, molecular function: phosphatase activity. The transcript is spliced from 3 exons. The record is from RefSeq and is a predicted model, not a curated record. The coding region runs from base 1 to 825 and encodes 274 amino acids.